AUGCGGCACCGUCUGCAAACGCUUUUCCAAAGGAAAUUUAAAGUCAGCCUCCUCUUUCUCCUGCUCUUGGCCCUCCUGGUGCACCUGGCGAUGGAUUUGGCUCUCCCCACAGCCCACAGGCCCUGCGGCUGCAAUGCGAAAGCACCAAAAGCCUCGCAUGUCCCAUCAGGCAGCCCCGUGCUGGCUGGCCCCAAAAAGCUGAGCCUGCGAAUCCUUCAGGAUUUCAGCGGCAGCAACGGCUCUUUGGAGAAAAGCUCCCAGCCGCAGGGAGCAGGGCCGAACACAAGGGCUGGAGAGCCAGGGGUCCGGCACCAGCGCGGAGAGGGGAAUGUGGGGCGGACCGAGGGAUCAAAGCUGGCGGCGCUCUUCGAGCAUCCUCUUUACAACAUCCCAAUCCCGGAGGUGACAAAGAAAGACAAGCUGUUUGUCGUCAACCCCAUGGAGAAGUUCAGCCUGCGCAGCAGCGGGAGUGAUGAAUGGGUCAGCAGCAGUAAAGCCGAGACGCUCCUCCUGACAGGGAAGACAGCCUAUGACACCUACCCCGCCUGGCUGAAAUUCCACAUUGGCAUCAACCGCUACGAGCUGUACCCCCGCCGGGACCCCCUGAUGCCCACCCUCCUCCGGGACUUGGCCACGCAGAGGAUUGUCAGCUCGGUCCAGAAGUCUGGCGGGACCCAGCUCAAGCUCAUCAUGACGUUCCCGAAUUACGGGCAGGCCCUCUUCAAGCCCAUGAAGCAGCCCCGGGACCAGGAGACACCCAUUGACUUCUUCUACUUCUCGGACUUCGAGCGGCACAAUGCGGAGAUUGCAGCCUUCCACCUGGACAGGAUUCUGGAUUUCCGGCGAAUCCCCCCAGUUUCUGGCCGUUUGGUCAAUAUAACAAAGGAGAUUCGUGACAUCACCACAGACAAGAAACUGGCCAAGACUUUCUUCAUCUCCCCAGCGGGCAACGUCUGCUUCUACGGGGAGUGCUCCUACUACUGCUCCACCGAGCACGCCCUCUGCGGCAAGCCGGACCGGUUGGAGGGCUCCAUGGCCGCCUUGCUGCCCGACAAGACCUUGGCCAAGCGCCGCUCCUGGCGCAGCCCCUGGCGCCGCUCCUACCACAAAAGCAAGAAGGCUGAGUGGGAGCUGAACCCCAACUACUGCGCUCGGGUGCGAGAGACACCACCCUACGACAGGGGCCAUCGCCUCCUCGACCUCAUUGACAUGACGGUCCUCGAUUUCCUUAUGGGCAACAUGGACCGGCACCACUACGAGACCUUCGAGAAAUUUGGGAACGACACUUUCCUGCUCCACCUGGACAACGGUCGCGGCUUUGGCACGCACUCACGCGACGAACUGUCCAUCCUGGCCCCCCUCCAGCAAUGCUGCAGCAUCAAGAAGUCGACCUACCUGCGGCUGCAGCUGCUGGCCACCCAGCCCUACCGCCUGAGUGACCUGCUGCGGGAGGCGCUGGCCGCUGACCCCCUGGCCCCCGUCCUGGCCGAGCCCCACCUGCGGGCGCUGGACCGUCGCCUGGGGAAGGUGCUGGCGGCGGUGGGACGCUGCCUGGCCAGGGCGGCCCGCCCGGGCCAGGUGCUGGUGGAUGAUGUGGGGUCACGGGUGUGA
Molecule: messenger RNA, 1611 nt
Organism: Aptenodytes forsteri (emperor penguin)
Lineage: Eukaryota; Metazoa; Chordata; Aves; Sphenisciformes; Spheniscidae
Product: extracellular serine/threonine protein kinase FAM20C
Biological process (GO): protein phosphorylation
Cellular component (GO): Golgi apparatus
Molecular function (GO): phosphotransferase activity, alcohol group as acceptor
Source: RefSeq, a predicted model, not a curated record